Messenger RNA from Oryzias latipes (Japanese medaka), 1896 nucleotides. RefSeq names its product ETHE1 persulfide dioxygenase (gene ethe1). The record is from RefSeq and is a predicted model, not a curated record. Gene Ontology annotation, cellular component: mitochondrion. Gene Ontology annotation, molecular function: sulfur dioxygenase activity. Gene Ontology annotation, biological process: hydrogen sulfide metabolic process; glutathione metabolic process. Lineage: Eukaryota; Metazoa; Chordata; Actinopteri; Beloniformes; Adrianichthyidae.
GUUCACCCGCACGUAAACCCACCAUUCACAUUUAUUGUUGGCAAACUGCACCGUUGCUAGCCUAUGGACUAGCCACGGCGGUACCGAACAGCAAUCGUCGCUGGGAGUAAAGUUAGCCCAAAUCCGCCGCGUGACUAAGUUCUUUUGAGGAAUUUGACCUAUUCUUGAGAUAAGGGCGCAUUCCGCCACUGGGGGGAGUGUCUCGGGACCCUUUGACAUAGCCGCUGGGGUAUAAAUCAUUCCAGCCGGCGUUGGUAUAAAUAAGAGUCGACUAUGUGUUCGGUAUUAGGCAGAGUACGCACUGCUCAACGGAUAGCAUCUCAUACAUUGCGUCUCCGAUCGAUAACAGAGGGUUCGGCUUGCGCUCUAACCGAAAGUAGGCGCUUCUAUUCCGGUUUAAAUUCUUUCAUAGAGCCGUCGCGAGACAGUAGGAGGUUAUACUGCGCCAGUAUGGCGAUGAGACAAGGACUCCUCUUCAAACAACUGUUUGAGUCUGAAAGCUGCACAUACACCUACCUGCUCGCAGACACUGAAACCAAGGAUGCAGUCAUCAUUGACCCCGUCCUGGAGAAGCUCGACAGAGACGUGAAACUUGUCCAAGAGCUUGGACUCAACUUAACAGUUGCAGUAAACACCCACUGCCAUGCGGACCACAUCACAAGCACAGGACUGAUGAAGAAGAGGAUUCUGGGGUUGAAGAGCGCCAUCUCCAAGUUCAGCGGCGCUUCAGCAGACAUUCAACUGUCGGAGGGGGACAAAAUCCCUUUUGGAAAACAUUACCUGGUUGUGAAGGAAACACCGGGCCACACAGAUGGCUGCUCCACUCUAGUGCUGGAUGAUGAGCUCAUGGCCUUCACUGGGGAUGCUCUGCUCAUUAGAGGCUGUGGCAGGACAGACUUCCAACAGGGAUCUUCUUCAAAGCUGUAUGACUCGAUCCAUCAGAAGAUCUUUACGCUGCCUGAACAGUGCCUCAUCUACCCCGCACAUGACUAUCUAGGCCAGACCGUUUCCACAGUUGGAGAGGAGCGCAAACUGAAUCCCCGCCUCACAAAAAGCAAGGAAGAAUUUAUAAAGAUAAUGGACAAUCUGAAUCUCCCAAAGCCCAAAAAAAUCGACAUUGCAGUGCCAGCCAACCUUGUGUGUGGACUACAUGGAAUCUGAAUGGCCUGCAGAGAAGAGUGCACUAAUGAAUGAACUGGUCCGGCUCCAAAGACUAUUCAUAUCUGAUUUAGCGGACGUAAAGUGCUUUACCAUUAAGUGCUUUUAUUGUGUUUUUUUGUAAAUGUAUAUAUUUUUUUAGUGCAUUAAUUGACAACUAAAGUAAUUACUGUUGUGUUAAAAAAUACAAAUGCAAUAAUUUGUACCUAAAAUGUUCAAAAAGUCUAAUACUUGUAUUUGUGUUAUUUGUAAUGUUGAGGAGAGAUUUUUUGUUUCUAGAAAAGCAGCUCAAAUAGAACAGUUCAAUUCAAGGUUUGGUUUAGUAUUCAUGAAUGCUGCACAGGAACAACAGGUUUCUUGAGAGAGAGAGAGAGGCCUUUUCGGUGAUUCCGGACUCCCGUCAGCCAAGAGCGCACACAGGAACAGUCAUGCAUUUGUUAACCAGUACAGAAUUUUUUGCAUAACAGGAAAAUAAAUCCAGACUUUUUGCAUUCAAUAUCAUCAAAGGCACAGUUUCCAUUGCUGGAACUAAAAAUGCUUUGUGUGUCUUCAUCUGAAGAUAUCAAACAAAAAAACAAAAAAAUCCCAAACUCUGAAACCAUUAUCUGAAGAUACUAGACUUCAUUCUGUCUAAGGUUUGUUAGGAUCAUCAGCCACAGGAACCUGCACAUGUGAUUACAAACUGUGUGAUUGCUUUAAGGGGCUUUCAUCAAAAUAAAUUCAUUUUAGCAAAUGCAA